AUGAGUAAAUUAAAGACAUCAGAGGUCAUAAAUAACUUAUUUGACAUUAAUCAUGAGCUGAUGGUAAAGUUUAAGAAAUACAUGGAACUGAAGAAUAUUAGUAAAGCUGUCGAAAGCACAAAAUAUUCAAAAAUGGAAGAUCUUUCACAAACAAAACUUUCGUGUAUAGAGAUUUAUUUAAAUCUUGAGGAGCUUGAAGGAAGGAACAAGUCAAUUAGGGAAAAAUUUAGUACGAUCGAUGAAUUUCUUAGAGAAAAGUCGAAAAUGAUUUGUGAAGAAGCCAAGAUGAUAUUUGGACAUUUGGGAUUAAGGAUCAACGUGACUGAGUUUGAAGACAGACCUUCUUUGAUGGAAGUUUUAUUUGAAUUCUCUAAUGACCACAGCUGCUACGUUAAAUUAAUUUAUGAUAUAGAUACUGAUGACUAUGACUUGCUCGAGAUGGUUCCAGUCCAAAAGAAUUUUAAUGACAUUAAAGGAUUUUUGAGGAGUAGUGGCGAUAUUCAAGGGUUGAUAUAUACUUUUUGGAGUUGCAAUAGAACAAAUAUAAAUAUAUCCAACAUAAGUGACGACAGGUCCAGUCUCAUGGAAUAA
Messenger RNA from Chironomus riparius, 591 nucleotides. NCBI's taxonomy places the organism in Eukaryota, Metazoa, Arthropoda, Insecta, Diptera, Chironomidae. The record is from the annotation of a GenBank genome assembly.